Messenger RNA from Kwoniella shivajii, 393 nucleotides. Its product is annotated as 40S ribosomal protein S22-A. Lineage: Eukaryota; Fungi; Basidiomycota; Tremellomycetes; Tremellales; Cryptococcaceae. Gene Ontology annotation, cellular component: cytosolic small ribosomal subunit; ribosome. Bases 1 to 393 code for a protein of 130 amino acids. Gene Ontology annotation, molecular function: structural constituent of ribosome. The record is from RefSeq and is a predicted model, not a curated record. Gene Ontology annotation, biological process: translation. The transcript is spliced from 4 exons.
AUGGUUCGAGCUUCAGUUCUUAACGACGCCCUUAACAACAUCGUCAACGCCGAGCGACGAGGAAAGAGACAAGUUCUUAUCAGACCCUCUUCCAAAGUUGUCAUCAAGGUUCUUUCCGUCAUGCAAAAACACGGUUACAUUGGUGAAUUCGAAAUCAUCGAUGACCACCGAGGCGGUAAAGUCGUUAUCCAACUUAACGGUCGAUUGAACAAGACUGGUGUCAUCUCUCCUCGAUUCAACAUCGCUGUUGAUGCCAUUGAGAACUGGGUUACCCUCCUCCUUCCCGCUCGAUCUUUCGGUAAGAUCAUCCUCACCACCUCUGCCGGUAUCAUGGACCACGUCGAGGCCAGAAACAAGCACGUUGGUGGAAAGAUCCUCGCUUUCGUCUACUAA